AUGCCGGUUUCUGGUGUUGGGCGAGAUGGGGAUAAAACUCAACUCCUUGCUUCAGCCCUUCUUCUCCCACAGACAGACCUGGGUGGGGAUCUCUACUCGAAUAGAAGGCGCGAACUCAUCGAUGCUAUGACAGCCCUUCCUUGCCUAACCGCUGCUGUUUUCUCAGGUCGAGUUGAGGGCUUGAGCUUCUAUGAUUCCUUUUCUUUAUAUCUUCAUUUAAUCCUCCCUGUUUCAGGUCAAGUUUUCACUGACGUAGUUGGCAGCCCAUACUAUGUUGCUCCCGAGGUUCUCCUCAAGCAUUAUGGGCCUGAAGCAGAUGUUUGGACCGCCGGUGUCAUACUUUAUAUAUUGCUCAGUGGUGUACCACCGUUUUGGGCAGAGACCCAGCAGGGUAUAUUUGAUGCUGUAUUGAAGGGACAUAUAGAUUUUGACUCAGAUCCAUGGCCUCUAAUAUCUGAUAGUGGAAAAGAUCUGAUUAGAAAGAUGUUGUGUUCUCAGCCUUCAGAUCGGUUGACUGCUCAUCAAGUCUUAUGUCAUCCUUGGAUAUGUGAAAAUGGAGUUGCCCCUGACAGAUCAUUGGACCCUGCUGUUCUUUCUCGUCUCAAACAGUUUUCUGCAAUGAAUAAGCUAAAGAAGAUGGCAUUGCGGGUAAAUAAAGCUAAUUAAUGCAUGGAUAUUAAUUU
Messenger RNA from Cicer arietinum (chickpea), 683 nucleotides. The record is from RefSeq and is a predicted model, not a curated record. NCBI's taxonomy places the organism in Eukaryota, Viridiplantae, Streptophyta, Magnoliopsida, Fabales, Fabaceae.